ACACUUCAUUUAAACCUAGAUGAAGACAUCCAUCAGGGCUUCCAGUUGCUUCUCCAAAACCUGAACAAGCGAGACAAAAAGUACUGCCUUAGAAUGGCCAACAGGCUCUUUGCAGAUAAUACUUGUGAAUUACUUCCAACCUUUAAGGAGUCCUGUCUUAAAUCGUAUCACUCGAAGAUGAAACAGCUCUCCUUUGCUGAAGCUCCAGAGGAGUCCAGGAAACACAUAAACACAUGGGUCUCUAAAAAGACUAAAGGCAAAAUUCCAGAUAUAUUAUCAGAAGACUCACUUGGUGCAGAGACCAAGCUGAUUCUAGUCAAUGCCUUAUAUUUCAAAGGAAAGUGGUGUAACUUCUUUGACAAAGACUACACCAAGAAAAUGCCCUUUAAGAUAAACAAGAGUGAAACAAGGAAAGUGAAGAUGAUGUGGCAGGCAGACAAAUUUGACCUCGCCUAUGUGAAGGAAAUUCAGGCACAAGUGCUGGUGAUGCCCUACCAGGGCAUGGAGUUGAGUUUCAUGGUCCUGCUUCCGGAUGAGGGUGUGGACAUCAGCAAGGUGGAAAACAGUCUCACUUUUGAGAAGUUAACAGCCUGGACCAAACCAGAGUUUAUGAAUUACACUGAAGUUCAUGUUUAUCUUCCAAAAUUUCAACUGCGAGAGCAGUAUGAUAUGGAAACCCUGUUCCAACAUUUGGGAAUGGUGGAUGUCUUCAAUGCGAGCAAGGCUGACUUAUCAGGAAUGUCUACUGAGGAAGACCUGUGUCUGUCCAAGUGUCUUCACAAGUGUGUGGUAGAGGUCCACGAAAAGGGAACAGAGGCUGCAGCAACCGUGGCUUGCAAAGCUAUACCUGUGUGUUUAAGGAAUUAUACCCCACCAAGUUUCUGUGCUGACCACCCCUUCCUUUUCUUCAUCAAGCACAACAAAACCAACAGCAUCCUGUUCUGUGGCAGGUUCUCAUCGCCUUAA
Molecule: messenger RNA, 966 nt
Organism: Grammomys surdaster
Lineage: Eukaryota; Metazoa; Chordata; Mammalia; Rodentia; Muridae
Product: serpin B9-like
Exons: 5
Biological process (GO): negative regulation of endopeptidase activity
Cellular component (GO): cytoplasm
Molecular function (GO): serine-type endopeptidase inhibitor activity
Source: RefSeq, a predicted model, not a curated record